AUGGUCGCCGGCGGAAAACAGAUGAACGUCCGGGUGACGACAAUGGACGCGGAGCUGGAGUUCGCUAUCCAGCAGACGACCACCGGCAAACAGCUGUUCGACCAGGUCGUGAAGACCAUAGGCCUCCGAGAGGUCUGGUUCUUUGGACUCCAAUACACCGACUCCAAGGGAGACCUGACAUGGAUCAAGCUAUACAAAAAGCCAGAAACUGUGGUGGUGAAGACAGCGAGGUGUGUUAGCACGGCUGUAAGGAAAUUGGUGUCUCCUGAAGAUGAUGAGGAUGCUGCCUUCGACAGAUCAGACGAUCUGUCAGGGUCGCUACCGUUCUCCAGAUGGGUGAUGCAACAAGACGUCAAGAAAGAGAACCCGCUUCAGUUCAAGUUUCGAGCUAAAUUCUAUCCCGAGGACGUCGCUGACGAGCUCAUACAGGAGAUCACGUUGAAGCUGUUCUACUUACAAGUGAAGAAUGCGAUCCUCUCAGACGAGAUCUACUGCCCGCCGGAGACAUCAGUACUCUUAGCGUCGUACGCGGUACAAGCUCGUCAUGGAGAUCACAAUGCUAUCGCUCACGGACCGGGCUUCCUGGCCAACGACCGGCUCCUGCCGCAGAGAGUCACCGACCAACACAAGAUGUCCCGCGAAGAGUGGGAGCAGAGCAUCACGAACUGGUGGCAGGAGCAUCACGGGAUGCUGCGGGAGGACGCCAUGAUGGAGUACCUCAAGAUAGCGCAGGAUCUGGAGAUGUACGGAGUCAACUACUUCGAGAUACGGAACAAGAAGAACACGGAGCUGUGGCUGGGGGUCGACGCUCUGGGGCUUAACAUAUACGAAAAGGAUGACAAACUGACACCCAAAAUCGGUUUCCCGUGGUCCGAGAUCCGCAACAUAUCGUUCAACGACCGCAAGUUCAUCAUAAAGCCGAUCGACAAGAAGGCUCCGGACUUUGUUUUCUUCGCGCCCCGCGUGCGCGUCAACAAACGUAUCCUGGCGCUGUGUAUGGGCAACCACGAGCUGUAUAUGAGGCGCCGCAAGCCUGACACUAUCGAUGUGCAGCAGAUGAAGGCCCAGGCUCGCGAGGAGAAACUCGCCAAGCAGGCCCAGAGAGAAAAACUUCAGCUGGAGAUCGCUGCUCGAGAACGUGCUGAGAAGAAACAACAGGAGUAUGAAGAUCGGCUGAGGCAGAUGCAGGAGGAGAUGGAACGAUCACAGGCUAACUUGAUUGAGGCCCAGGAGAUGAUAAGACGGCUUGAGGAACAACUGAAGCAACUCCAGGCCGCUAAAGAGGAACUGGAGCAGCGACAGAACGAACUGCAGGCUAUGAUGCAGCGUCUCGAGGAGACUAAGAACAUGGAGGCGGCUGAGCGUCAGAAACUAGAGGAGGAGAUCGCCGCCAAGCAGCAGGAGGUGUCCCGCAUACAGCAGGAGGUGGAGGCCAAGGACUCGGAGACGAGGAGGUUACAGGAGGAGGUGGAGGAGGCGCGCCGGCAGCAGGACGAGGCCGCCGCGUUGUUGGCAGCAGCCACCACGCCGCACCACCAUCACUUACAGGAGAGGGGCGACCAGCGAGACGAUGAGGCUGUGUCCGCUGAGGGCUCCGGCUCUGAGGCCGGCUCGGAGGCCGAGGACCUGGGCCGCGCGCCCGACGACCUCGUGGACCCGCUCGCUGAUAGGCGCACGCUGGCCGAGCGGUCGGAGAGACUACACAACCAGCUGAAGGCGCUGAAGCAGGACCUGGCGCAAUCCCGCGACGAGACCAAGGAAACUGCCAUGGACAAGAUACACAGAGAAAACGUGCGCCAGGGAAGGGACAAGUACAAGACGCUGAGGGAGAUACGCAAGGGGAACACCAAGCGACGAGUGGACCAGUUCGAGAACAUGUAG
Danaus chrysippus (African queen) is the source of this 1881-nucleotide messenger RNA. The record is from the annotation of a GenBank genome assembly. Lineage: Eukaryota; Metazoa; Arthropoda; Insecta; Lepidoptera; Nymphalidae.